CCCCCCCCCCUCUUCAGUAUGGUUUCCCGACUGCAGCACUGUUACUCAGACCUCUAUCCUCAUGGGUCAGUUGACGCUGUGUUAUGUUCUGCUCCUGCCACUGGGUCUGGGUUUUGACUCUGAAGUGACUCUGGUGAAAUCCAUCGGGAGAGAACCAGAUGUUACUCCAUUGUGCAACGAUACAACACCGAGUCACAUCACACUCGUGGUGUGUAAGAUCAGAACAGAGAUGAGCGGGGGGGAAGAGUGUCUUCUGCUGUAUCGAUAUGGACGGGACAUUGACAACAACUGCAGCUCCAGAUUCACACUCAUGAGGUUGAAUCAGAAUAUGGUUCUCCACCUGACCAGUUUAACACCAGGGGAUAGUGGGACCCACACCUGUGAGUGUGCACAUCCUGGUGGAACAGACAUUCUCCAUCUGAAUAUCACUGUGGAAGAGGAUGUAGAUGCCGACACUUCAACACAAAUGCUGAUUUCGAGCUCCUUGAUGGGUGUAACUAUAAUCAUCACUAUAACUGCAGUUAUCUUCGGCUGUAUCUACAGACGUGUACGACAUGGAAGACAACCACAACCGCUGAGCAGUCAUCUGAAACAGGAUGAAGAUGACCCUUACACAAGCCUCCAGCAACCAGUGAGCGAUCUCUACCAAACUAUCUCAAACUGCAGGCAAGGCAAGAUAGCAACGGUCCGCUUGGAUGACCAGGAUGUAGACGGGGAAGAGACUGAUCCAUGUUGCGAAAUCUAUGAAAACAUUGUAUUCAAUGAAUCCUGAUAGAGAAACUAGUAAUAAAUGGAUGUUUACGACUUACUGAGUAACAGAAUACUGAGUGUAAUUGGCCUUCAGUUCUGAGAAAUAUCCAAAUUAUUACUUUUUUUUUGCCUUUAAUACAUAAUUACAAGCAACUAACAUCAUAAAAGAAAAAAUAUAAUAUUACAGUACUAUCUGCAAACAUUACAAAUUAAAGGUCUUUACUAAUACCAAUUCAUCUUGGGAAAAUAAAGGAAAAAGUGGGAAUUACACUGCAGCCAGUAUAUUAACUGUAUAUUAACUGUCUAUUUACAGUAAAGUACCUUCAAAUC
Molecule: messenger RNA, 1080 nt
Organism: Etheostoma cragini (Arkansas darter)
Lineage: Eukaryota; Metazoa; Chordata; Actinopteri; Perciformes; Percidae
Exons: 5
Coding region: 62-772 (236 amino acids)
Source: RefSeq, a predicted model, not a curated record